Gorilla gorilla gorilla (western lowland gorilla) is the source of this 4055-nucleotide messenger RNA. It is a transcript of the gene ZNF780B, whose product is annotated as zinc finger protein 780B. Bases 356 to 2860 code for a protein of 834 amino acids. Gene Ontology annotation, biological process: regulation of DNA-templated transcription. NCBI's taxonomy places the organism in Eukaryota, Metazoa, Chordata, Mammalia, Primates, Hominidae. Gene Ontology annotation, molecular function: RNA polymerase II cis-regulatory region sequence-specific DNA binding; DNA-binding transcription factor activity, RNA polymerase II-specific. The transcript has 6 exons. The record is from RefSeq and is a predicted model, not a curated record.
UCUUCACGUCCUAGGAAGAAAUCGGUGGCUGCGGGAGGUCUUCGUGGACUGGGACUCGAACCUGACCGACCUGGCAGUGCGGGUGGGCGAGAGCGAGGCGCUCAGAGGAGGAACCCGGGGCGCAGACGGAAUCCGCCAGAUCCUUAGACUGAGGGAAGUUGUGGCCAUGGAGGGUGCUUUCAAACUUAGUCUGCGCUCCAAGAAAAGCCUGGAGUCUCACGCUUGCCGUAUCCUUCUCCAGUCGUAUUAUUAUCCAAAAGAAGGACCGGGAGGAGGAUGAGAGCGUUAUUGUUGCACACUUAAGUCAAGGGGGAGAAGCCCGAGGAAGAUUGACCAAUUUUGUAAUUCUAGAAACAUGGUCCAUGGAUCAGUGACAUUCAGGGAUGUGGCCAUUGACUUCUCUCAGGAGGAGUGGGAGUGCCUGCAGCCUGAUCAGAGGACCUUGUACAGGGAUGUGAUGUUGGAGAACUACAGCCACCUGAUAUCACUGGCAGGAAGUUGCAUUUCUAAGCCAGAUGUGGUUACAUUACUAGAGCAAGAGAAAGAGCCCUGGAUUGUUGUAAGUAAAGAAACAAGCAGAUGGUAUCCAGAUUUGGAGUCAAAAUAUGGACCUGAGAAAAUAUCUCCAGAAAAUGAUAUUUUUGAAAUAAAUUUACCCAAACAUGUUAUAAAGCAAAUAAGUAAAACACUUGGCCUCGAGGCCUUUUAUUUUAGAAAUGACUCAGAAUAUAGAAGUAGAUUUGAGGGACAACAGGGACAUCAAGAAGGAUAUGUCAACCAGAAGAUCAUCAGCUAUGAAGAACUGCCUGCUUAUACUCAUGCUUCUCCUAUUCAUAAUACACAUAAACCAUAUGAAUGUAAGGAAUGUGGGAAAUACUUUAGUUGUGGUUCAAAUCUUAUUCAGCAUCAGAGUAUUCAUACUGGAGAGAAACCCUAUAAAUGCAAAGAAUGUGGGAAAGCCUUUCAACUUCACAUACAACUUACUCAACAUCAGAAAUUUCAUACUGGUGAGAAACCUUUUGAAUGUAAGGAAUGUGGAAAAGCCUUUAAUCUUCCCACCCAGCUUAAUCGCCAUAAGAACAUUCACACAGGUAAGAAACUGUUUGAAUGUAAGGAAUGUGGGAAGUCUUUUAAUCGUAGCUCAAACCUUACUCAGCAUCAAAGUAUUCAUGCUGGUGUAAAACCAUAUCAAUGUAAGGAGUGUGGGAAAGCCUUUAAUCGUGGUUCAAAUCUUAUUCAGCAUCAAAAAAUUCAUUCCAAUGAGAAACCCUUUGUAUGUAGGGAAUGUGAGAUGGCCUUUCGAUAUCAUUACCAACUCAUUGAACAUUGCCGAAUUCAUACUGGCGAGAAACCCUUUGAAUGUAAAGAAUGCAGAAAGGCAUUUACUCUUCUGACAAAGCUUGUUCGACAUCAGAAGAUUCAUGUGGGUGAGAAGCCCUUUGAAUGCAGGGAAUGUGGAAAGGCCUUUAGUCUUCUCAAUCAGCUUAAUCGCCAUAAGAAUAUUCACACAGGUGAAAAACCAUUUGAAUGUAAAGAAUGUGGGAAGUCCUUUAAUCGUAGUUCAAACCUUAUUCAACACCAGAGUAUUCAUGCUGGUGUAAAACCAUAUCAAUGUAAGGACUGUGGGAAAGGCUUUAAUCGUGGCGCAAAUCUUAUUCAGCAUCAAAAAAUUCAUUCCAAUGAGAAACCCUUUGUGUGUAGGGAAUGUGAGAUGGCCUUUCGAUAUCAUUACCAACUUAUUCAACAUUGCCAAAUUCAUACUGGUGGGAAACCCUUUGAAUGUAAAGAAUGUGGAAAGGCCUUUAGUCUUCUGACACAGCUUGCUCGACAUAAGAACAUUCAUACUGGUGAGAAACCAUUUGAAUGUAAAGACUGUGGGAAGGCCUUCAAUCGUGGCUCGAACCUUGUUCAACAUCAGAGUAUUCACACUGGUGAGAAGCCCUAUGAAUGUAAGGAGUGUGGGAAGGCUUUUAGACUUCACCUACAACUUUCUCAACAUGAGAAAACUCAUACAGAUGAGAAACCCUUUGAAUGUAAGGAAUGUGGGAAAUCCUUUCGUCAUGGUUCAAAUCUUAAUCAACAUCGAAGUAUUCAUACUGGAAAGAAACCCUUUGAAUGUAAGGAAUGUGGGAAAGCCUUUCGACUUCAUAUGCACCUUAUUCGACAUCAGAAAUUUCAUACUGGUGAGAAGCCCUUUGAAUGUAAGGAAUGUGGCAAGGCCUUCAGUCUUCACACCCAGCUUAAUCGCCAUAAGAACAUUCACACAGGUGAGAAGCCAUUUAAAUGUAAAGAAUGUGGGAAGUCCUUUAAUCGUGUCUCAAACCUUGUUCAACAUCAGAGUAUUCAUGCUGGUGUAAAACCAUAUGAAUGUAAGGAGUGUGGGAAAGGCUUUAGUCGUGGUUCAAACCUUAUUCAGCAUCAGAAAAUUCAUUCCAGUGAGAAACCCUUUGUAUGUAAGGAGUGUAGGAAGACCUUUAGAUAUCAUUACCAGCUUACUGAACAUUACCGAAUUCAUACUGGUGAGAAACCCUUUGAAUGUAAAGAAUGCGGAAAGGCCUUUGGUCUUCUGACACAGCUUGCUCAACAUCAGAUCAUUCAUACUGGUGAGAAGCCAUUUAAAUGUAAGGAGUGUGGGAAGGCCUUUAAUCGUGGCUCAAACCUUGUUCAACCUCAGAGUAUUCAUACUGGUGAGAAACCCUAUGAAUGUAAGGAGUGUGGGAAGGCUUUUAGACUUCACCUACAACUUUCUCUGCAUCAAAAACUUGUACAGGUGAGAAACCCUUUGAAUGUAAGAAAUGUGGGACAGCCUUCAGACAUCAGUAGCAACUUAUUGAACAUCAGAAAAUUCAUACUUGGGUGAAAACCUUUGAAUGUAAGGAAUGUGGGAAGGCCUUUCAAUAUCAUUACCAAUUUCAUGGACAUUAUAGAUUUCAUAUUCGUGAGAACCCUUAUGAAUGUCAAGGAUGUGGGAAAUGCUUUACCAGUGGUAGAAACCUUAGAGUACAUCAGAGAAUUCAUACUGGUGAGAAACCAUAUCAAUGUGAAGAAUGUGGGAAAGCCUUUAGUCAUAGUUCAAACCUGUUAAACAUGUUAAAAUUCAUACUGAUGAGAAACCCUAUGAAUGUAAGGAAUGUGAAAAGGCCUUUAGCAGUAAUUAUGAACUUACUGUACAUCUGAGAAUCCAUACUGCUGAGAAACCCUGUGAGUGUAAAGAAUGUGGAAAACUUUUGGAUUUAGCUUAGUCUUUACUGCACAUCAAAGAAUUUAUACUGGUAUGAACCGUAUGAAUGUAAAGAAUGUGGAAAGACCUUUACUUGUAGCUCGGGCCUUGUUCAACAUGUUAAGAUUCAUACUGGUGAGCAACCCUGUGAAUGUAAAGGAUGUGGGAAGACCUUUAGACUUAGUUCAGUCCUUUCUGCACAUCACAGAAUUCAUACUGGCAUGAAACCCUAUGAAUGUAAAGAAUGUGAGCAAACCCUUACUGUGAAUGAUCUGCUUACUCAACAUCAGAAAAUUCAUUAUAGUUAGAAGUUUUAUGAAUAUAAGGAGUGUAGACAAGCCUUCACUGUGUAUGAAAAAUUUACUCAACACCAGAGAAUUCAUACUGAUGAGAAAUCCUGUGAACAUAAAAGAAUGUGUGAAGAACUUUCAUCGUGGCCUGGGAUUUGCUCAACAUCAGAGUAUUCAUACUGCUGAGAACUCCUUUGAGUGUAAGGAAUGUGGGAUGUUUUAUAGCCACACUAAAUGCCUUAGAGUUCAGAGAAGAUAAUUUUGGUGAGAAAGUUACUGAUGUGAGGAAUGUAGAGUAGCUGCCAUGUUCACAGUUUACUGCCCGUGAAAUAUUUUACUGGAUACAGGCAUACUUCGCUUAAUUGUGCAUUGCAGUUACUGCAUUUUAUACACACUGAAGGUUUGCAGCAACCUUGCAGUGAAUAAGUCUAUCAGCACCAUUUUCCAAACAGCUUGUGCACAUUUCAUGUCUUUGUGUCACACUUUGCUAGUUUUCAUAAUAUUUCAAACUUUUUCAUUGUUAAAUCUGUUAUGGUGAUCUGUGA